AUGUUGUGGUGUCUUGUAGGUAGAGAGCGGAUCUGUGUGGUGUUGUGGCUGACUCAGGUUUGCAUUGAUGAAGGAGCAGUCGCGGAUCGGGUCAGAUGGUGGCAUGGGGCAACCGGUGGUGGGGUCAUCACAAGGCGGGGCUAUUGGUUGCCGCUGGUGGUAGCAGAUCUGCUCGCGAUGGAUGGAAUCAAAGACGGAGGAUGUUGGGCAAGAUUGCGAUCUGGAUGGCUGAGGCAUCGCCGUGUGGAUCUUGAGGUGGCGACAUGGAAGCGCACAGUUCUAACGUCGACAGAUCCGCAGCUGGGAAAGUUGGAAAAAGAUGACAUUCCACAAGAAGGAAUCUUGAGUGGACCCCUGAACAAAUCAAUUGUUAAUAAGGAAUAUAAGGAGGUGUUGGAAUUAUAUAUUGAUGAUCAGAAGCAACACUCACCUUCAAUAGAAGUUCCUCCUGAACUGAAACUUAAACAACUGCCUGCCCAUUUGUAA
Molecule: messenger RNA, 486 nt
Organism: Vicia faba (fava bean)
Lineage: Eukaryota; Viridiplantae; Streptophyta; Magnoliopsida; Fabales; Fabaceae
Source: the annotation of a GenBank genome assembly